AUGGAGUUGACUGCGUCCAGCUUCGUCUCAUUGUUGGUCUACAUCUUGACCUUCUUGCUUGGACUUCCCGGCAACCUCCUCGUUCUUUUCGUGUACAUCCGUAAAGCUCGAAAACACGGUGCAACCCCCAACGUAGUCUACGCUCUUAACCUGUGCGUGGCAAACCUGGCUCUAGUGUUGUGGAUGCCAGUCAAAGUGGCCGAGACGGUGCUCCAAGGUUGGGCACUUCCAGCUGCGGUUUGUCCAGUUUACAGCUUCUUUCUGUUCUCUUUCGUCUAUGGUAGCAGUUUGAUCCUCACAGCAGUCGUCGUGGGACGUUAUCUGAGUAUCGCCUAUCCCAUAACUUACAAACUCUACCGUCGGGCGCGUACCUCUUGCCUGGUGAGCGCCAUCUUGUGGCUUUUAGUGCUUGUACACUUGGGUAUUGCUUUUAUUGUCGAAGGAGGGGGCCAUUUUGUGUCUUUAUCAGAGGAGAAUGUCUCCGCAUGCUAUGAAAACUUCACCCAAGAACAGUUGGAAGUGCUGGUGCCGUUACGGCUGGAGAUGGCGCUGCUGCUCUUCCUGGUGCCGCUUGUUUUAUCAGCAUUCUGCACACUGCGCUGCUUAGUGCUUGUCAGACACUCUGCUUUGCCCUCUGAUGGGAAAAGAAGGGUGUUAGCCAUUGCACUUUCCACUUUAGUAGUAUUUGUGGUCUGUUAUGGACCCUACAAUGUUUCCCAUGUGGUGGGCUUUGUCUUGCACACUAAUGUGGAGUGA
Messenger RNA from Sinocyclocheilus rhinocerous, 756 nucleotides. RefSeq names its product free fatty acid receptor 2. The coding region runs from base 1 to 756 and encodes 251 amino acids. The record is from RefSeq and is a predicted model, not a curated record. Gene Ontology annotation, cellular component: plasma membrane. The transcript has a single exon. Lineage: Eukaryota; Metazoa; Chordata; Actinopteri; Cypriniformes; Cyprinidae. Gene Ontology annotation, biological process: response to fatty acid; positive regulation of cytosolic calcium ion concentration; G protein-coupled receptor signaling pathway. Gene Ontology annotation, molecular function: bioactive lipid receptor activity.